Astyanax mexicanus (Mexican tetra) is the source of this 1692-nucleotide messenger RNA. It is a transcript of the gene ngrn, whose product is annotated as neugrin, neurite outgrowth associated. The record is from RefSeq and is a predicted model, not a curated record. Bases 166 to 1119 code for a protein of 317 amino acids. Lineage: Eukaryota; Metazoa; Chordata; Actinopteri; Characiformes; Acestrorhamphidae. Gene Ontology annotation, cellular component: nucleus. The transcript has 4 exons.
UAAAGAAGAAGAAGAAGACUUCAGUGCGGUUGCUGAGCUGCGGGUUUUUGGAGUUAGAUACAAGAUUUUAUCGAGUUAUAAUAACUUAUCUCUCAGUAUAGAGCGCGGGCUCAGGACAGGUCACCAUCACAUUCAGUACAAGGACACUCUUGUCCACUGGUCAGCAUGCUCAGCUCUUUGAGGCUGGUCCGCUGGAUGAAGCUCGCUGCUUUUCCAGGACCUGGAAUUGCACCAGUUCAAUGCCACGCCAGCCAUGAUGCCCGCAUGUGGAUGAACUCUGCUGGGAGGCUGUCAGCUGCAGACAACAGAGGAAGAAGAAGGGAGGAGGAUGCUUAUGAGGAGGAGCUUGAUACAGAUCCUGUUGAAGCCAAACUGGGGUUGCUUGAAAAGGAGGAGCGAAGAAUAAGAAACGCUACCAAAUUUCACAAGAUCAGGAGGCAGAUGAGUGAGCGUGGAGCCCCUGAGAGGAGACUGACCUGGGAUGCAAUUGAGCAGAUAAGAUACCUAAAGCAGGAGUCUCCGCAGGAAUGGACCGUGCAGAGAUUAGCAGAAGGUUUCUCAGUCAGUCCCGACACCAUCUCCAGAAUCCUCCGCAGCAAGUUCACUCCUCCUCCAGGAAGAAAGAUUAAACAGGACUUGAAAGCGUUGGCUACAGUCAAACCUCUUUCUCUCAGAGACGGACAAACUGACCUGUCCAAAAAGGGCCAGAUCAGACUGCCUACGCCAGACGGCUCUGUGCCACCCAUGCUUUCCUCAGGCAACACUGGUGCUUUGACUGCUCUGAGCCCUGAAGCACAGGUACCAGCAGAGUUUGAGACUGGACUGGUUCCCUCUGGUGGUGAACAUACAUCACUGACGAGAGGAACAUCUCAAAUAUCACUUUUCCCAUCUGUGAAGCAGAGUGCAUUACAGCAACAGCCCAAUGAAAAUCAGGAGCAAAUGGAGGCUGAAGAAGCAAAGAUUUCAGAGACUGAGUACGAAUCGAACUCUGAUAGAGUGUUCCUCACGGACACAGAACUGGAGGAACUCAUUCAUACACUGCAGGAAAAGCCCAGUGCAGUGGAACAGAAAGGCAGGGAGUUUUUUGACAGUCAAGGCAACUUUCUGUACAGAAUAUAAGGAUAAGAAUCCAUGAAUCCUGUUCAUGUAGCUUGCCAUCAGCUACCAGAGCCCUGAGCGAGCCAAAUUGGCUUUGCUCUUUCUGGGUGGCUACAGUAGAUGGCGCUUGCUCCCCACAUCACUCUAAAAGGGUGAUGUCGAUCAGCACAAGACGUCUGUGAGCUAGUGUAUCAGAACGGAUUCGCUGCACUUUCCUCCGAGCGCACUGUGAUGCUACUCGGCAAUGCUACAGCAAUCAGCAGCAGUUUGAAAAGAGGCGGAGUCUGACUUAAUAUGUAUCGGAGGAGAGAUUCACCCUCAUGGUGUUGGGGCAUCACUAGUAAUAAGGGGAGUCCUAAUGAGUGAGUUGGGUAAUUGGAUGUGUAAAUUAGGGAGAAAAUGGGGGGGGGGGGGGAAUUGAAAUAAAAUUAUAUACAAAAAUAUAUAUAAAUACUAGGAUAAGGAAACCCCUAGCAGUUUGUUACUUGAUAAACACCAAUAAAAUCGCUUUCUAUAAUUUGUUAAAGUGCGUUGUGUUGGUGAUAAUGUUUGUAUGCCUUUUGAAUAAAAUGUUUAACAAGUUUCAAAAUCAAA